AUGGUAGGAGCAGGGAAAACAACAGCAGAACAGAGAGCGAGACAGCUUGAAGACUCAGACAUAAAGCCAGUUCUCGAGGCCAAGGAGGAGGGCAAAAAGCCUGUGAAGGAACGGACAAACACUAUGAGCCGAUAUUCUAGACAUUACCUUCUGUUGUGGGACCAGCUGAAAGUAGCAGAUGGUGUGCUUGUGAAGGAAUUCGUAAAGAGAGAUGGGUUAGGAACAUAUGGACUAGUAAUUGUACCAGAAAAGGUGAAAGGAGAGAUACUACAGUCUAUGCAUGGGGGACUAUUGGCAGGUCACAUGGGAACAAAGAAAACUAAGGCUAAAAUUCUCCAAAGGUGGGGAUGUCCAGUAUCAAUCCUGAGUGACCAAGGCCGGACAUAUGAGAGUAAAGUCUUUCAAGAGUUGUGCAGAUUGCUAGGGGUAAAGAAAGUGCGGACAAGUGUGCGAAAUCCGAGAUGCAACGGACAAGUCGAAAGAUUUAACCGGACACUAGUCCGCAUGAUCAGAGCCUACCUUCAGGGAGUGCAAGAAGACUGGGACUUGAACCUAGGAUGUUUGGCCGGAGCAUACAGGGCGACACCGAACGAGGUCACAAAGCUGACUCCGAAUUUGCUAACGAUGGGAAGAGAAGAGCGACUCCCGGCAGAGCUUGUGUUUGGCAGUACCACCAAUAAGUCUGAAGUACCAGUGACCAGCUAUGGUGACUAUGUUGAUGGUAUCCGGUCAAAGAUGAACCAUGCCCAUGACAUAGCCAUGAAGCACUUACAGAAGUCAGCUGCCCGAAGCCAUGACAUAUAUGACAAAAGGAUGUUGGUGAAUAACUACGAGAAGGGUGAUUUAGUGUUUAGCUGA
Molecule: messenger RNA, 858 nt
Organism: Mercenaria mercenaria
Lineage: Eukaryota; Metazoa; Mollusca; Bivalvia; Venerida; Veneridae
Exons: 2
Coding region: 1-858 (285 amino acids)
Biological process (GO): DNA integration
Molecular function (GO): nucleic acid binding
Source: RefSeq, a predicted model, not a curated record